UGGGCGGGAUCAGCCACCACCACUAUAAAUAGGGCUGGCGGCGAGCCGCCCAGCCAAACCGAAAGCUGAACCUCAGAGCGUGGAGGCGACGGCGUGGUCCAGGGUGGGGCCAGCGGCGCUGAGGAGGAGGUGUGGUGUGGGUGUCCUGUGCUGGGGAGCCCAGAUACAUGCACUCGAGGCCAAUGCAGCACCUGUAGGGCUCCAGCACAGCCAGGACGUGGACCACAACGCUGGGGCAGGCCAAUAAGGGCUCCCCAGCAGGCACUAGGUGAUGGCAGGAGCUCAGGUGGGGCUGCCAGGACCCUUCCAGGAGCCCCCUGUUGGGCCAUGCCCCGUCUCCGACUCUGACUCCGACUCCGAGGAUGCAGCCGUGGGCAGCGCAGGACCUGGUGCCGGGGUGCAGAACCCCUCCCAGGUCAUCCACAGUGGCCACUUCAUGGUGUCGUCCCCGCACAGCGACUCACUGCCCCGCCGGCGCCACCACCGCACCGAGCCCAAACCAUCUGAUCCCCGGAGCAUCGACCCGACCCUCACCCGUCUCUUCGAGUGCAUGAGCCUGGAGUACAGUGGGAAGCUGGUGUCUCCAAAGUGGAAGAAUUUCAAGGGACUGCGGCUGCCUUGCCGGGAUAAAAUUCGUCUCAACAACGCUAUCUGGAGAGCCUGGUACAUCCAGUAUGUGGAGCAGAGGAAGAAUCCUGUGUGCGGCUUCAUCACCCCGCUGGAGGGGUCGGAGGCUGAUGAGCACCGAAAACCAGAGGCUGUUGUGCUGGAGGGCAACUACUGGAAACGCCGCAUCGAGGUGGUGAUGAGGGAGUACCACAAGUGGAGAAUCUACUACAAGAAGCGGCUCCGAAAGUCCACCCGAGAGGGAGAGCUCUCCAGCCCAAAGCGGGAUGAGGAUGUCUGGAGGCCAACAGAGAAAUGGUGCAACCAGCUCUUCUGCAACGUGGUGCCCAUGCUGCUUGGGGAUGAGGAAGAGGAGCUGGGGGGUAGGCAGCACUUUGACUUGGACACCUUCCUCUCAGACAUCUCUGACACCCUCUUCACCAUGACACAGACGCCCAGCACCCACCAGGUGCCUCCUGAGGAUGCGUAUGUUGGGAAUGCUGAUAUGAUACAGCCGGACUUGGCACCCCUGCAGCCCAGCCUGGAUGAUAUGGAGAUCUCAGAUAUUUUCACCAGCCACCGUCCAUCACAGACACAAGCAGGCUACCAGGAGCCACCCUGCUUCGUGCCCAUGGCUGAGCCCCUGUUCGACGGUGGGGGGUCCCUGAUGGGUGCACAGGGGCUGCCUGCCAGCACCGAGGCCCCACUCCCACCCGGCACCCUCCUCCAGGUGAGCGGGACCCCGGCCCAUGGCGCGCGGCUGCCGGUGCCCCAGCCACCCCCACUGACCCUCCCAUGUCUCCCGCAGCCCAGCAGUGCCUCCCAGCUCGGCCUCCACGGUGCCUUCCUGGCCCCCGAGCUCCCCCCAGCCCCUCUGCCCCCUGAGUCCCCCUCCAUGGCCCCUGGCAGCCUCAGUCCCCAGCUCCGACACAAGCCCCUGCUGCAGUAUGGCCUCCCCAGCAAGUGCCUCAGCCUGGAGCCACCGGGACACCCCUACGUCCCCCGUGUCCCGUCCCCUAGGGUGCCGCUGCUGGGUCCGGACCCCCCAUUCUCUCCUGCCUCAGCCCCCUGCUCCAAGUUCCCCUACGCUGGCUCGCCCAGCCCCUCGCUCCUCUCCCACCCUGCCUCCCCCCUCUCGACGCCCUACUUGGCUCCCCACACCCCGGGGCUGGGCUAUGCUGCUGGCAUGGUGCCCCCAGGGUACCCCGGCCCGGCCGCCCCCCAGCUCCUGCCCCCCGCCCUGCUGGGCGACCCCAGGUUUGCCCCCCCCAAGGGGCUGCCCCAGGGCGGGGGCGGGCAGCCGAAGGCGAAGCCCAGUGGGACCAAGACGAAGAGGCUGCUGGGACCCCCCGCACAGCCCCGGCUGGCUGUGCCCAAUCCCUGCCUGAGCCAGCUGCUGACCACAGCCAAGCAGGAGCCAUCCCUCGAUGCCCCAAUGGGCGCAGGACUCAUGCCCGCAUCGCCAGUCGCCCCGCAGCAGAGCACUGUCACCGACGUUCCUGCCGCCUUCCUCUCCAGAAUGGCCCAGCUGAGUCCAGGGCUGGCUCCUGGCUCCAGCUCUUCGCAGGCAGUGCCAGUGCUGGUGCCAGUGCCGCUGGCAAGCACCCAGCCAGGUCCACUGCUGGUGCCCAAGGUGGAGAGGCUGUCCCCCACGUCAGCUUGCGGCAGCGACUGGUCCAAGCCCAGCCAGGCUUCCCUGGGACCCACUGUGGGGCUGAGCGCUGGCAUCUCCCUGCAUCACCCCAUGUCCCAUCGGGGCAGGCCUGAGUCCAGCAAGAUGGAGAGCCGCCGCAUCACGCACAUAUCCGCCGAGCAGAAGAGACGCUUCAACAUCAAGCUGGGCUUCGACACGCUGCACAGCCUGGUGAGCACACUGAGUGCCCAGCCCAGCAUCAAGGUCAGCAAGGCCACCACCUUGCAGAAGACAGCCGAGUACAUCUGCAAGCUGCAGCAAGAGCGAGCAGCCCUGCAGGACGAGGCACAGCGGCUGCGGGAGCAGAUCGAGGAGCUCAACGGCUCCAUCAACCUGUGCCAGGAGCAGCUGCCAGCCACGGGAGUGCCCAUCACACGCCAGCGCUUCGACCAGAUGCGCAGCAUGUUUGAUGAGUAUGUCCGCUCCUCCACGCUGCAGAACUGGAAAUUCUGGAUCUUCAGUAUCAUCAUCCGUCCUCUCUUUGAAUCAUUCAACGGCAUGGUCUCCACGGCCAGCAUGGAGAGCCUCACCCAGACAUCUCUCGCCUGGCUGGACCAGCACUGUUCCCUCCCAGUGCUUCGGCCAACCGUCCUGAGCUCCCUCCGGCAGCUGAGCAUUUCCACCUCCAUCCUGAGCGACCCAGACUGCAUCCCGGAGCAGGCAACGCGGGCAGUGGCGGGAAUGGGUCAUGGUGGUAGUUCCUCCUAGCUUUCCCAGCCUUGCCAAGUCCCUCGGUGCUGCCAGACACGUGCCCACCACUGCCAGCGAAGACCCCCCCCCAGUGGGGCCACAGGGCCAGCACAGCUGGGCUGCUGGAGCAUGGGGUGCCUGGCCAGUGGCAGCCUGAGGCCAUGGGGUUCCUCUCCCUCGGGCAGCGGCUCGGGGGUCCCUGCCUGCGCAUGGUCUGCACCCCAGGGCCUGCCAAGCCCCAGAGCAGCUGGCGCAGCAUGGGGCCCUGUCCGUCCUGGGCACUAGGAGUUGCUGGGUGGCGGGGCCUGGCUCUGUGGCCUGAUAAAGGACUUGC
Chroicocephalus ridibundus (black-headed gull) is the source of this 3323-nucleotide messenger RNA. It is a transcript of the gene MLXIPL, whose product is annotated as MLX interacting protein like. The record is from RefSeq and is a predicted model, not a curated record. Bases 272 to 3007 code for a protein of 911 amino acids. Gene Ontology annotation, cellular component: RNA polymerase II transcription regulator complex. The transcript has 16 exons. NCBI's taxonomy places the organism in Eukaryota, Metazoa, Chordata, Aves, Charadriiformes, Laridae. Gene Ontology annotation, biological process: positive regulation of transcription by RNA polymerase II. Gene Ontology annotation, molecular function: DNA-binding transcription factor activity; protein dimerization activity.